GAUGAUUAGAGCGGUGGUUUUAUUAUAAUUUUGUUUAAGAUGAUAAGUCACUUUACGGUAUUACGACAUUGUGGGAAUAAUUGCUGUUAUCAGUUUACCAGGAUAUGUGUCAACCGGGAAACCUCGUAUCAAUUUUAUAAACGGGAUUGUGGUGUUGAUGUAUACGUUUAGGAUGUGCUAAACAGCAAACGUGAAUGUGAUUACUGGGUUUAAAUAUGUCGGCGAAAAGAGUGAUUUUGUGUGGUUUUGUGGUGCUUUAUACGACUUUAUCGAUAUGUCAGGGCAGUUACUUUUUGGCGAAACAAUACGGAAACAAAAAAUACAUUUGUGUGACGAACAGUUCUUCCGCACUGAGUUGGAUUCAAGAAGAUAUUAAGGAAAAAUUUGACUAUGUUACAACAUAUAUACCACAACAACCAUCAGGUGAAAUGAAUUGUGACAUAACGGAUGAUUAUAAGACCAAAAAUGAUUUCACAAAACACCCUUGGGAAUUGCGACAUUCGAUGCAGUCUGAAAUUAAUUACCCAAUUUUAGACGAAAGAUGGGAAGCAAUGGAAGUAAUUAAAACGGAAUACGUGGAACCAAAUUAUUAUAAACUAAAAUACCAACUCGUUACAAACGUGGUUCUAAAAGAGAGUUUCGACAUUCCUCUUUCCAUCAGAAUCGAAAAAGAAGGCCACAUAUUUCUUUGUGAUGGUAAAGAUCCACCAAAAGCUCGUUGCUAUUGGUUCAUGCUGCAAGCCUUUAGUGGAACGGGCAGUGCGAUACGAAAAUGCGAAAAGGGUUACAUUAACUCUGAACAUGGAACGUGGCCUAAGGCACCUUGCAAUGAAGCAAAAGUAUACAUAAACCAUACCAUAGUCCCUACUUACCUUUCCAGCAAAAAGUGGUCACAUUUUGUUUUGUCUAAACAUAAAAAUGUAUUAAAAUUUACUCAGAUUAGUGAUCAUAAAGAGAACCUAAUAAUGGAAUGGCGACAUGACGAAAAUCCGAUAGACGUUAAAAACGUUUUAGUUCACAGUAAAACAAACAAUGGUCUGUGGAAGAUUCAUAACGUUGAUUUUCUUUAUACAGAUGUUGUAAGUAGCGAUGUUAAUUUAGGCCCUCUGAUAUAUGGAACAAAUGGAUUUGUAUGCAUUUCGAUGUACGUUACAAUGUGUUCUUCUUGUAAAUUAAUAUUAUCUUUAGCUUCUGGAAAACACAUUAUCACAAGCGAAGAAUUUGAAAUUAAGCAUGCAGGUUGGAACCAAAUUAAAUUUAUGACUGAAAACGCCUACUCUUCAAACGGAAUGAAAUUGUUAGUAAGUACUAAUAGUUCAGACCCAAAACCUUUCUGGGCGAUCGACAAAAUCAGAUUAUGUCGAAAAAAAGAAUUUCGAGUUAUGGUUUUAACGGAGGAGGCACCGUGUCAAUUGAUAUCUGAAUCUGAACAAAUCGCUUAUUUUAAAAGGUAUUCUCAAGUAAAUGUAAACAGUAACUGUCCAGAAGAUGCGAUUGGUGAUUUCUGUGUGCCAUAUAACUGGAUCUUUGAGGAAUGUAAACAAAUUACAAUUUGCAAAGGGCAGAAGUGCGUCUGUUCUGCCGGAUAUCAAGGCAAAGAUUGUUAUUACGAAUGUGAUAAAAACACUUACGGCCAUGGAUGUCAAAAACAGUGUGGAAAAUGCUAUUACUAUUAUAAAGUGGGCUAUUCCUGUGACCAUGUUCACGGAAAAUGUCCUUCAUCAUACUGUGAAGAGAGCUAUUCUGGUCCAAAAUGUGAUAUACCACCAGCAACAAUAUUUGCGAAGCCUCCACAAAUAAUUGAAAUAUCCUACACAGAAGCCACCGUCAGAGUUUCAAAUUUUCAACUUGAAAAUUCUAAAUCUUCUGCUACACCACUAUAUUACAUAGUCCAAUAUAAAACAGCCGAAGCUUCUGAUAUUAGCUGGAGACAAAUGGAUGAUCAGUAUACCCAAUUCAACCUGCCUGCAAAAUUUAAAAUUUCUAAUUUGACAUCAGAAACGCAGUAUCUUGUGCGAAGUGUUAUUAUUUCAACAGAUGGACGGUUCCACAAUGGUGAUCAUUUAAAAACUAAUAACUUUACGACAAAGUGUGAUGAUAUUUCCGACAACGAUAUUAAUAUUGAAGCAUCUAACACAACUGCAAGAAUAUAUUUAUCACCGGGUACCUCAGUUACUUGCAAAUCGUACACCAUAACGUUAUUUGAACAACAAGCUGCUGGUUUUUUAAACAACAGCGGUACUUUUUUCGCUGAUCUGAUGCCAUACGAAAGUUACACAGUCAAAGUUUGUGGAAUACAAAAAACAUUGGAAAAAAAAUUUACAACAACCGAAGGAGUACCUACUUCUGUUCUCACUUUUACGGCUACAGCUGCAUCGGCUACGACUGCAAAUCUAACAUGGACCGAACCAUCGUCUAUGAACGGUGGUUUUAAACACUAUGUUGUAGAAUACCAACAUAUAUCUUAUGUGGGUUGUAAUUUUCCUUCUGCUGAGCCGCCGACGAAAUCUCGGCGAGAAACAACAGACACUUCCAUAACAAUCACCGAACUGAUUCCUUAUUCAUUAUACAACUUUUCCGUAUUUGCGGUUAACACAAAAUUCAAUGGGCCGCCUGUUUCUCAAACAACAAUAACACCCAGUUCUGAGACGAUUCAACCAAAAGAGACACCCACUAUCGUCGACAUAAACACUACACAUGUCAGUGCAAACAUCGUACUGUCUAAAAUAAAAUGUGAGGACAUUCGAGGUCCACUUACAGUGGAAAUGAAGACUACAUGUACCAGCGAAUGGUGUCAAGGAAAAAGUAGAGAGCCCAGAACCGAUCAAAAAACAUUCCCGAAUGAAGCCAUCCUAGGAGUUAUGCAACUCGAACCUUUCUCAGAAUAUGAUCUAGAGCUUAAGUUCUGUCGCGGAACCGAAAGUUGCAGUGUACCACAAAAGAAAAAAUUCAAAACAAUGACUUCAGUGCCGAGAGUCGUCACCGAUUUACUUGUUUACACGAAAAAUGCAUCGUCUGUUUCGCUGAGGUGGAAACCACCCUAUCCACCUACUGGUAUUUUAAAAGAUUACACAAUUAAUUACUCUAGUUAUCGUAAAAAGAUCAACCAGGAAACAGUUGUGCCAAUUACACCGUGCACGCUGUGGUCUGAGCUUCAUUGUGCUACAUUAUCCGACUUGCCAUUUGAUGCAUAUCUUACAUUUAAAAUUUAUGCAAGAAACCAAGAUCCGGACGGUUAUGGACCAUCGAAGGAAGUACAAACCUUUGUAAGAAUUGACAAGUCUAAGUCUCCGUACGACUUAGUGCUCAACUGGACCUCACAAAACCACUUACAAGUAGAAUGGAAGCACCCAAAUCAAACAAACGGUGACGUAUCUUACUUUGGAAUUCAAAUUCUUAGUUCCACUGGUCGCCAAAACGCAGUAAUUAAUGAGCAAAAGUUAGACGUGUCGAGAGAAACAUACAAUUUAACAUACCAGUACGUGGUUAACGGUUCAGCACUGUUCCCAACAACUUCCUACAAAGUAGCUGUCUUUGCCUUCAACGGCGAAUCCGGAGAUACGACAGAAGGUACGACAACGAGUCCACCUGACGUACCAACGUUAUCAGAAUCAGAACCCGAAUUCGUUAGUUCAAACGAUUCAUUUAAAAUUUCGGUUUCACCGAACGAAGUGCGGGGAUCUACCGACACCUAUCGACUGUUUGUUCUAAAAUCAGACAAACAAACCAAUCUCGAACAGUAUCCAAACCUACAAGAAUAUGACCUGAAAAACUUGAAAGUCGUUGUUGAGUGCAACAUUUCUCAAAUAUCAGAAAAGUUAGAAAUAAAUAUUGGAAGUCUUCCGCAGAAUCCCGGUUGCACUAACAAGGACAAUUCUCCCCUGCAGCCAGCAACUAAUUACAACAUUACGAUCGUUUUGCAAAACGUUUUCAAAAAUGAAAGUAGAGCUAGAAUAUAUCGGUUUUACCAAACAACACUAGGGGAACCUAUUCCGCCUGAAGUAGAUCCAAGUCUAUAUGCCCUACUCAUAUUGUUACUCAUAAUACCUCUGUUAGCAUUCCUGUACAUAAAACGAAACAAACUAACGUCACUCAAAGACAGUCUACUAAAACAAGAUAACACCUCUACUGAAGUCUUAGAAAGCAAAGACGACCAGAUCCCUUUGGCACAAGUUACACAACCCAACAUUAGCAUCUCCGUUCCCAAAAAAGUCGUCAAAACACCAGUUAAGCCACCUGAGGACACCAACCCAACCAGCAAAAUUUACUCCAAACCCAUCAAAAUCACUGACUUUGAACAAUACGUAAAGGACUCGAUCAAAAACGGGGAACUUGAACGCCAGCACGCCUACUUUCCUCGAGGUCAAACUAAACCUUGGAAAUAUGGAUCCAUGAAAGAGAACAAAUCCAAGAAUCGCUACAACAACCUAAUCGCAUACGACCACAGCAGAGUGAUUUUGGAAACGAUGGACGGCCAACCCAACUCUGACUACAUCAACGCCAGUUACAUAAACGGGUACAAAGUUCUAAAGGCGUACAUUGCGACUCAAGGACCCAAAGUUGCCACUCUGAACGAUUUCUGGAGGAUGAUGUGGCAAGAAAACGUCAAACAUAUAGCAAACCUUGCCAACAUAUACGAAAGCGGGAAGAAAAAACUAGAGAAGUACUGGCCCGACAUCAACGAAACCCUCCAGUUCGGCGACAUCACGGUCCAGCACGUCUCCCGCGACGUCUACGCCGACUACGAACACAGAACCUUCGCAGUAACCUACAAAGACGAGUGUCGAAAAAUCGAACAACUACACUUUUCAUCGUGGCCCGACCACGGUGUGCCUCUCUACUCUCAGAGCUUGGUACCCUUCCUGCAAAAAAUGCUUCAGAUACCUCUUAACUCCAAGUCGCCGGUGGUGGUACACUGCAGCGCUGGAGUUGGAAGGACUGGUACCAUCCUGCUGUGUGACAUUUGUCUUAGGAUGGCGGCGAGAGAAGGUACUAUUGAUGUUUUGAGAAACCUGCAACUGCUGCGAGACCAGAGAGCCAACAUGGUGGAUAAUAUAGAGCAGUACAAGUUGGCGCAUUUGGUGGUACUCGAGUGCUUGGUUGGUCUGCAUACUAGCAUACAGUGCAGCGAGAUUGACGAGGCCGUGCAGAAGGUGUUAAGCAAUGGGUCUUUGGUUCUGCAGAUGAGGUACUUGCAGGACACGCAGUGGCAGGAUCAGGCUAUGAAGACAGUGGGGCAAGCGGGGCAGGAGGUACUGGUGGUACGAGAGAAGAAUCGAUUUGAGAAUAUCAUUCCAGAGAUUCAAGGGCGCGUUUUCAUCACUCGCUACCCAGCCACCGAUGAAUCCUCUUCGUACAUCAAUGCCGUCAAAGUCGACGGUUUCAGGAGUCCCGGCCGUUUCAUAGUGACCCAGCAGCCCCUGCCCAACACCCUGGGCGACUUCUGGCGACUCGUCGACGAAAACAGCAACUCUUCGUACUCCGUCAUAGUAUCUUUGAAUGAAAUCAACCCCAGAGACACCACAAGCUGCGAUUUUUGGCCUACGACCACCAACCCUCAAAUGAAACCCAUCCCUCCCAUUAUUCUCCGACACCAGAACACCCUCUGUUCGGAGUACUACGACGUGAUCACCAUCCACCUGCACUCGGAGUCGCGGAAGGACUUUCUUCCGGUGCAGGUGCUUUCGAUGAAGAACUGGCCGCCGAGGGUCAACUCCCCCACAUCUGUGGAAGAGUUUCUGACCUUUAUGGAGCAAGCGGAUUCCACGUCCAGAGGGACCACCCCGAUUUUCGUCACGUGCUAUGAUGGUGUUAAGGCGUCGGGUCUCUAUGUGGCCAUGUCGUUCAUUAUAGAGAAAAUGAAGUUGGAACAGAUGUGUGAUGUGUGUCAAGCUGUGAGGACCAUUCGUCACAAUCGCCAGCAGUUCGUACAAGAUCUGGAACAGUUCGAGUUCUUGUACAAAGCCGCCGUGCUUUAUAUUAAUGGAUUUGAAUCUUAUGCCAAUUUUAAUUAGUUAGCGUUGUUUCUGCUUUAGCAUAAUUUUUUAAUGUUAUUUAUUGCACGUAUUCAUUAAUGCUUUUUAAAAAUACAAGUACAAGUUCGAUACUGA
Molecule: messenger RNA, 6110 nt
Organism: Zophobas morio
Lineage: Eukaryota; Metazoa; Arthropoda; Insecta; Coleoptera; Tenebrionidae
Product: receptor-type tyrosine-protein phosphatase T-like
Exons: 29
Coding region: 216-6014 (1932 amino acids)
Biological process (GO): protein dephosphorylation
Molecular function (GO): protein binding; protein tyrosine phosphatase activity
Source: RefSeq, a predicted model, not a curated record